AUGUCUCCAUGGUCGUGCAAGCGAGCAGCGAGUGCGGCCAUCUGGGGGCUCACCCUCGCGUGCUACGCGCUCAUGCUCGCCCUGCCUCGUCGCCUCUCUGGCUACAUUGUCUUCCUCACCGCCUUCGCCUUCCUCAUCUUCUGCCAUGUGACAAGCCUAGAUGCGAGUGCGUGGAGGCGGGGCGACAUCGACUUCACGGGCACACUCAUGAUCGUCACUCUCAAGCUCGUGGGGGCCGCCAUGGACUGCCAGGACGGUGGCAAGCAGGACGGCAGCACGGAGCCGGACGGCAAGUCGUCACGCGCCAGCAGCGCCUCCCCCAGCGCGCUCCCCCGAGUGCCCCCGCUGCUGCCGUUCCUGGGCUUUGUCUUCUUCCCCGCCGCGCUGCUCGUGGGGCCGCCCUUCCCCCUCGCCGCUUACCACGACUACGUUGAGGGCAGAGGGUGCUGGGCCACGCUCUACCCGCACAAGCAUCCAUCUGCACCACACUCCCCCGCCUUCCCUCCGCGUGUGCUGCCGGCAUGCGCCGCACUGCUCAAGGCGCUGCUCUGCAUGGCCGUCUACCACACCCUCUCUUACCUCCUCCCGCCCUCCUCGCUCACCCAACCCGCCUUCUUCGCCCGCCCCUUCCUCAUCAGGUGCGGCCAGGUGGCGCUCACCCUCCUGGCGUACCGCUGGAUGUUCUACUUCAUCUGGGCCGUCGCUGAAUCCGCCCUCAUCCUCUCCGCUUUUGGCUUCUCGGGCUUUAAGGCAGCAGCUCCCAGCCACAGGGAGGGUGAUGGGGAGGCGAGGGAAGGAGAAGGCGGGCAGAAGCAGCAGCGGCUGGAAGCAGACUGGAGCAGGGCGAGCAACGUGAAAAUAUGGGUGGUGGAGGUCACGGGCAGUGCGGCACGACUGCCACCAAACUGGAACAUCGGAGUCAGCAACUGGCUGCGCACCUAUGUGUAUGACCGCAUGACCCCCCCAUCAGGAAAGCCCAACCUGACAACUCUCCUUGUGACACAAGCUGUCAGCGCGCUGUGGCAUGGCCUACAUCCAGGCUACUACCUCUUCUUCCUCUCAGCCGCCAUCGCUCAAGACGCCUCCAAAUUGCUGCACCGCCUGCACCAGUCCAUCCCCCCUCACAGGCGGUGGCAGCGCGGCAUGGCAUGGGUGGCACAGAUGCUCUACACACGUGUGCUCGUGGGGUAUGCGCCGCUGGGCUUCAUUCUCCUGCGGGCGGACCUCACAUUCAGAGUGUGGCGCUCUCUCUACUUCUUUGGCUCCAUCCUGCCUCUCCUGCUCUCCGCCUUGCUUCCUCCUCUCAUUCCUCCAUCCAACCGGCAAAAGAAAGAUCAAUGA
Molecule: messenger RNA, 1341 nt
Organism: Closterium sp. Naga37s-1
Lineage: Eukaryota; Viridiplantae; Streptophyta; Zygnematophyceae; Desmidiales; Closteriaceae
Source: the annotation of a GenBank genome assembly